GAAAGAAGUAUAUAUUUGGGGAAAUGAACUAGCCUGCAGAGCAACUGCCAAUUUGCAGUUGAGAAGAGACAGUGAGAGACAGAGAAAAUAUAUAUGCUGGAGCUGAGAGCAAACGGCCAUCUAUCUAAACAGUCAUUAGAACACGGCACGUGUGUAAGAAUAAAGAAGGACUUAUUUCAGAGAAUUGCUGGAUUUUUCUCUAAUUUUUUUCAUCUGCAGUAGAAAUUCAGACUUUCUUUGUUUUUAAUGAUCCUGGCUGCUGUUUAAAGCAAAAGAGAUGAAUUAUUGUCCUCGCCUUAAAGCCAAGAACAGAGCAUGAAAAUGCUAAACAUACAUUAAGAUAUUUUUACCAAGUAAGGAGAUGUCUUUGCUAUAUUCAUUGCUUGCAAAAUAAAUAAUACCCAGAAGAAAGCUGGUGAAAGAGGCCAUUAAAUGUGGAGUAUACCUUAAAGCCUUUAACUUUUGUUUUUUUAAAGGUUUGCCUUGAUUUGAAGGAGAGAAGUUCACCUGGACACUAAGGAGAUGAAGAAGAUGAUCUUGUGAUCAGCAUGAGGAUGUCAUUGUACCAUCAUUUGGCUUAUAAGCUCGGGAUUUAUUGAUGAUUGUUUCUGUGUGUGAUCUUUCACUGUGAAUCACUGCAUACACUGAUGGGUCUCUAUGCUGACAGAUGUGGGCUGAGAUGUUGCCCUGAUACUUCAGACUUUACAGGCUUCAUAGCUCAGUGAGUUUUAAUUACACUUUAUGGACUUUUGAGCAAGCCGGUAGGAGAGAAUUUUUUUCAACCCAUCCUUUAUGCGGAAAAAGACCUGGUGGGAUUAAUUCAUGUUUUAUCUUGACCCUUUUGUCUUGUCCAGUCCUUAUCUACACUGAAGGAGCUAUUAUUUACACUUGUUUUGUCCUGUUAAGCAUCUUUCAAAGACACUUGGAGUGCUUUCCAGCUCAGCUUUCUAACUCCUGAAGGAUAUAUUUCCCAGAACAUAAUGAGGUGUUGGGUAUGGCUGUUAGUGGCCACAGUUCUGUGCCAGCAGCUUUCUGUUGUCCGAGUCCUGGCAGCUAAAAAGGAACGCAAGAAAGGAAAAGACCCACAUCAGUUCACUGAACCCUUCAAUGUCUCCAUGUCCAACAGUGAGGAGUUACAUGAAACUGACAAGCGUGGACUGUUUGGACCACCAGGACCUCCAGGACCCCAAGGACCACCUGGUCCUCCAGGAAUGCCUGGAGCUGAAGUUACAUAUGAAGUCUUGCUACAGGAUUUCAAACAAUUGCUGAAAGAGGCCACAGAGCGCCGCUUGAUGUCAGGUGACAUCCCAGAGCAAACCAGUGAGAUCCCCCCCAUUGUGUUACCUGUUGAGGACCUUUCUCCUUAUCGACGGGUGGAUGAAGCUUUUCAUUGCAGACUGAAGGGACACGUUAUAGUGGACAAGAAGACUUUGGUGGAACUCCAGAACUUUCAAAUGCCACUGCCAAAAGGGUCUUUUCUGAGAGGAUUUGGUCUGAAUUUAGCGACAGGACGCUUCACAGCUUCUAUUCCUGGGAUUUACCAGUUCUCAGCCCAUGUUCACAUUGAUCACAGUGAGAUCAAGAGUAAGGCACAGUUGCGUCCGCGUGACAACGUGCGAGUCUUAAUAUGCAUCGAGUCUAUGUGCCAUCGAUAUACGUCAUUGGAAGUCAUUGCUGGUUUGGAAAGCAACAGUAAGAUAUUCACUGUUCACGUGCAAGGAUUGUUACAGUUGCAGGUUGGCCAGUACACCUCUAUAUUUGUGGACAACAGUGCAGGAGCUCCGGUCACUGUCCAAAAUGGCUCUGAUUUUAUGGGCAUUCUUAUGGGUCUUUAAGACAACCCCAAGAAUUGCAGAAAGCUGCUCCUUGACUUCAAAAAACAGCAACACUCCAACUUACACAUUCACACACCUGCAAAGAAGGACAAUUUCACAUGGUCCAGUCGAAAUCCGCUCCAGAUUAAAUGCUUGGCAAUUACAGCAUGGGGGACAGAAAUGACAUAGGUCUUUUUUCCUGUUGCUGCCACUGCUGCUUAUAGAUCAUCCCACUUCUUCCCGAGAAACAUAUUUCAGAGAAAAAGCUUUUCAAGUUUGUUUACCAGUGAAGGAGUUAAUAUAUAUACUGUAUAUAUAUCUUCUGGACACUGUAAAAAUAUAGUUUAAAGCAGAGGAACCUGCCCCUCCCUUUUUUUUUUUUUUGCUAUGGGUUGAGACCUGGAAUACGGUGGAGAGCUCAAAAAGUGCUUGUAUUUUAAGACUUUGCUGACACUGAUGAAUCAACUACUGCGGACAUGGUUGACUUUUUGGCGUGGUUCCUGGGUUGAUCAGUGAGGAACCAAUGAAAAAUGAAGAAACAAUUAAAACAGAGGGAUCACAUGGUUAUUCUUGUGACACUAUUAUUUCACAGAUUGUUAGCUCUUUGAGGCAAUGAGCCCUGUAUUGUUUUAUAUCAUGUGCUGCAUACAAUGGCUGUAUGUUAAUAAACAGUACUUUCAUAUUAAUUCAA
Molecule: messenger RNA, 2505 nt
Organism: Xenopus laevis (African clawed frog)
Lineage: Eukaryota; Metazoa; Chordata; Amphibia; Anura; Pipidae
Gene: c1qtnf12.L
Product: C1q and TNF related 12
Exons: 7
Coding region: 981-1835 (284 amino acids)
Source: RefSeq, a predicted model, not a curated record